AUGUCUAGUCAGCGUCUUGUCCUAGGCCUCCCACGUGUCUUGCCGUCGCUGCCGCCUUCGCUUGCGCCGCCGUGUCGUCCCUGCGUCGAGGGUAGGCUGCGCGCCACCCCUCACUCCUCCUCCCUUCGUCCGGCCACCGAGCCUUUUGAGACGCUUCACUUGGACGUCUGGGGCCCCGCCCCUCGUCUAGGCCCUGAGCGUGAGCGUUACUUUCUGGUGGUCGUUGACGACUUCUCCCGCUACACCACAGUGUUCCCUCUGGCGAAGAAGUCUGAGGUGACUUCUACGCUGAUCAGGUACGCCGCGCACCAGCUGAACCUCUGGCCACGUGUCUCUCGACCAGAGGUUUCACCGACCAGUCUUUGGACAGGGUCCCCUGGUGUUGCGUCGCGGUUUCGUGUCUGGGGGUGCUUGGCUCUUGUCCGCGACACCUCCGCGGACAAGCUCUCGCCUCGUGCCGUCCCCUGUGUCUUCCUUGGUUUCCCUGAGGACUCCUCUGACUUCACCUUUUACCACCCUCCCUCUCACCGGUUCUUUGACUCCCGUGACGUCCGUUUCGAGGAGUCCACUCCGUACUACGUCAGGCUACCCCUCCUCCUUCGGUAG
This is a messenger RNA of Closterium sp. NIES-65, 606 nucleotides long. The record is from the annotation of a GenBank genome assembly. NCBI's taxonomy places the organism in Eukaryota, Viridiplantae, Streptophyta, Zygnematophyceae, Desmidiales, Closteriaceae.